AUGAGCGAAGAUAACGAAAAUACGGAGAUGACGAAUGGAAGUUUGAGAGGGUCGGACAUGUACAUUAAUUCGUUGCGAGUGAUUGCAAAUGAAGUGCAGCAACUGCGUGAAGAAAUUGACGAUCUCUUGUGCUCGAAAAGAGAUUAUUACGAAGUAUCAAGAUUACAACAAUCGAAGUUGUUCGAAGCCAAAAAGAUAUUUUUGGAUCUCUAUGAUGAAUUUGUAAGAAAUCGAAUCAGUUUGAUUGAUCUGUUGACAGAGAUUGCCGAAGAGGCUAAGAAUGUUAAAAAAUCCUGUAAUAUCUCCAUGAUCACUGGCAGCUCAGUGGGCUUAGCCGGAGGUAUUACGGCACUUGUAGGAACAGUCGCCUUUCCUCCCCUGUUUCUUGGAGGUUUGGUUGUAUCUGGUUUGGCAGCAAUAUCAAAUAUAGGCACCAAAUUAGCUGAGUUUGCCAUUUUUCACCAAAUGCUGAAAAAAGUAGAAGAAAAGUUGAAGAUAGAUAAUGCGAACGCAGAUGUGCUGGAAUCGGUAUAUGAAGAAAUUAAAUUGGGAACACUCUUUGAUCUUGAUAGUAUUGGCAGUCAAAAAACACUCAGCAGCCCCAACUUUGAUAUCUCGUCAUUGGGAAAGGUUGGCUCAGGAGCUGUAGCAAGUGCAGUGGGUUUGGGAUUCAGAUCACUGGGUUUGAAAUCAACAACGUUCACUACAACACUACUGAGAGGGUUCACUCGAAGUGUAAUUGGUAUAAGUAUUCUUAUCGAUGGUGUAACCAUAGUUAUUUCAACUCGUGAUCUUAACAACGGAUCACGUAACGAAUUUGCUCAAGAAGUGCUUAAGUUGGCGAAUGUGAAAAAAACUGAACUUGAUGAGUUGCGCAAAAAAGGAUUUGAAUCGAUCAAAAUGAAAAACGAGGAUGUUAAUUUUGCAUCUGUAUUAUGA
Anisakis simplex (herring worm) is the source of this 939-nucleotide messenger RNA. NCBI's taxonomy places the organism in Eukaryota, Metazoa, Nematoda, Chromadorea, Rhabditida, Anisakidae. The record is from the annotation of a GenBank genome assembly.